Messenger RNA from Owenia fusiformis, 547 nucleotides. Lineage: Eukaryota; Metazoa; Annelida; Polychaeta; Sabellida; Oweniidae. The record is from the annotation of a GenBank genome assembly.
GACAGCAUUAAUUUUAGGGAUUAUUCAUCAAAACAAGCUAAAGUAUUUUAGUGGUAAAGAGUUAGUAGUUACUUUCUAAACAUGAAGGAAACAACAAGGAGGAUCGCCAUCUGUGUUUUAGUGUUAUUCUCUAUUUUGCUAAAUGGCACUUUUUUGUAUCAUCAUGGUCUGACAUUAAGGAACAAGAAUAUAAUGGUGCAAGAAAAGGAUAUCAGUGGAUUGCCACGGCCACUCUGUUCAUCUGUUGAUACAACUAUCAAUCCAUUUGAUACAUGGUGGAAAAAUUACAGAAAGUCUGAAGAUUUUGGAGAUGUUAUGAAAUGGAAUCAUUACUUUGAUAUAUAUCACAGACAUUUUGCGAGGUUCAGGAACAAAGAGAUGACUUUGCUUGAGAUAGGAGUAAGAAAUGGUGGAUCCUUAAAAAUGUGGCGAGACUACUUUGGACCAGGUGUACAAAUCUAUGGCAUAGACAUUGACGCCAAAACAAAACGAUUUGAAAAUAAACUCGAGGGAGUAAAGAUCAUAAUUGGAGAUCAGGGAAAUGCAA